AUGGCGCGGCUGCCCCUGGCCCUUUGGCUCGGGCUGGCGGCGCUCUCCCUGCAGGCCCCGCCGGGCGGCGAGCCGGGCCCCGAGCUCCCCCCGCUGCACUACGGCGAGAACGUCAUUGACCUGCUGGAGGCGCUGAACGUCACCCGCUCCGUCCGGGGCGUCAGCAGGGCCGCGGGCUCCGAGCCGGGCGUGCCGGCCUGGAAGUUCCGCCAGCGGGUGCCCCACCUGACGCUGCCCUGGGACUACGCCAUCUACCUGCUGGCCAGCUCGCAGGGCGCCCUGGGCUUCCACUUCGUGGCCAGGCAGAGCCGGGGCUCGGCGGGCACCCUCAUCUCCCUGGUGUCGCCAGCCGCCGCCGCGCGGGACGGGCGCCCGCUGCUGCAGCUGGCGUCCAGCGCCCGCGCCAACCAGCUGCGUCUGGACUACCGCGCCGGGCCCAGCAUGGAGCCCGCCUCACUGCUUUUCCCUGGAGGCAGCCCCUUCGCCCGGGGCCGCUGGGCCCGGCUGGCCGUCGACCUGCAGCCCCACCGCCUGGCGCUCUUCGUGGACUGCCGCCCGGCCGUGCUCCUGGAGCGGGGCGGCCCGCGGGACGCACUCAGCCUGCUGCUGCCCCUCGACCUGCAGAUCACCUUCGCCAGCCUGCCCGGGGACGCAGCCAGCAAGUUUCUGGGCUAUUGGCAGACGGCUGAGAUCUCCCCCAGCGGGUUCCCACGCCGGCCGUGGCACUGCGAGAACCUGGCAGACCCCUUCCCCGUGCCGUACACCCUGGCGGAGGAGGGGGACCUGGCCGAGCCCCCCUUUGAUCAAGGAUCCCCCCUGGCCCCGGAGCCGCCAGCCCUCGCCGACAUCCGCAACUACCAGCAGCAGCCCGGCGAGCAGGAGUUCCCCCCCCCAGGCGCCCUGGAGGAGAGGGUGCAGCAGCUGAAGGAGCUGGUGGAUGGAUUCGGGGCCAUGCUGGACAUGGUCAAAGCGCAGAGCUCGGAGCUGCUGGCCCGCGUGAAGUCCCUGGAGAGCUGCGAGUGCCAGAGGCCGGCGUGCGUGUGGGAGGGGACGCAGCGUGAGGACGGAGCCACCUGGGACAAGGACGACUGCACCACCUGCAUCUGCCUGCAGGGGGAGGUGCGGUGCUCGGCACGCCAGGACCGGCCCCAGUGCCUAGGCUGUGAGUACGACGGGCAGCGGUACCAGGACAGAGACGUCUUCCUGGCGCCAUCCAACUCCUGCAUGAACUGCUCCUGCCUGGACGGGAGCGUCCAGUGCUUUCGACUCGUCUGCCUGCAGCUCCACUGCGCCACCCAGGAGGAGGUGCCCGGGACCUGCUGCCCCCGCUGCCAGGGCUGUGUGGACGGAGCCGCCCGGCGGGAGCACGGUGAGGAGUGGGCGCCGCAUGCAGACCCCUGCCAGAGCUGCCGGUGCUUGGAUGGCCGCGCCGUGUGCAGGAAGAGCCAAUGCGCCAGGCUGUGCCGCCACCCUGCCAGCCCCCGGCCGGGCACCUGCUGCCCCGUCUGCGACGGCUGCUCGCUGGACGGCCAGGAGUUUGCCAGCGGGGAGCCGGUGCCCAGCGGGGAGCCCUGCACCCAGUGCGCCUGCGUGAGCGGGAAUGUGUUGUGCAAACCCACCGGCUGCCCGGCUGCCCCCUGCUUGGAGCCCGUCCGGAGACCUGGCGAGUGCUGCCCGCGGUGCCAGGACUGCCUCUACGACGCCCAGCCCGUCCCGCACGGCGCCGUCUUCACCCCCCCGCAGGAGCCCUGCCUCCGCUGCCGCUGCCAGGCCGGGGAGGUGUCGUGUGAGCGCCUGGAGCAGAGCUGCCCGCCCGUGCCCUGCAGCCACCCGGGCACCGCCCAGGGCCAGUGCUGCCCGGCCUGCCACACGUGUGAGUACGAGGGGCACCUGUACCGGCACGGAGAGACCUUCACGCCCCCGGGCCGCGGGCCCUGUGUGCGGUGCACCUGCUCGGCUGGGCACGUGCAGUGCCAGGAAGAGGGGUGCCCCCCCGUGCCCUGUGCCCAGCCCAUCCGGGACCCCCAACGCUGCUGCCCCAUCUGCAAAGUGUGCGUGCUGGCCGGGGAGGAGUUCGAGGAGGGGGCGCAGUGGGAGCCGGACGGGGACCCCUGCACCACCUGUACCUGCCUCGCCGGAGAGCCCGUCUGCAGGGCCCUGCCGUGCCCGCCCGUCGCCUGCCAGCACCCCGCCCGGCUGAGCGGGGACUGCUGCCCGACCUGUGCCCAAUGCUCCUACCACCAGCACGUCUACGCCAACGGGCAGGCCUUCGCCGACCCACACAGCCCUUGCCAGCGCUGCCAGUGCACGGCUGCAGCGUGGAGGGGGCUGCGGUGGUGGCGGGCGAGUGGUUCCCCAGCCCGCGGGACCCCUGCCAGCUGUGCGUCUGCUCCGACGGGGUCGUCAGCUGCUCCUCCCGCGACUGCCCUGGUGCCCUGUGUGCCCGCCCCCUGCCAGGCUCCUGCUGCCAGAACAACUGCAACGGCUGCAGCUACGGGGGGAAGGAGUACCCCAACGGCGCCGAGUUCCCACACCCCACGGACCGCUGCAAGCAAUGCCACUGCCUCAACGGCAAUGUUCAGUGUCUGUCACGGCGCUGCCCCCCCCUGCUCUGCGUGGAGCCCAUCCUGGUGCCCGGCGGGUGCUGCCCCCAGUGCCCAGAGCCCCCGGCUGGCUGCCUCUACGCGGGCGUCUCCUACCAGCACACGCAGCGAUUCUACGACCCCUCGGACUCCUGCCGCCACUGCAUCUGUGCCAACGGGACCGUCACCUGCCAGCGCCAGCCUUGCGCCCCCGUUCUCUGCACCCACCCCCUGCGGCAGGACUGCUGCCGCUCCUGUGAUGCAGGACAGCUGCCUCCUACAACAGGAACACCUCCCCACGGCCCCUGCCCCACGUCUCUGCUCCUGCCCUGCUCUCCUGCCCGGUGCCAUCGCCCGCUCUGCCCCCAGGCUGCCUGUACCAGGGGAAGGAGCUGCCCAACGGGGAGCAGUUCCCGGACCCCGCGGAGCCGUGCCGCGUCUGCACCUGCUGGGAGGGCAGCGUCUCCUGCCAGCCCAGGGCCUGCCUGCUGCUCCAGUGCCCCUUCCCUGCCCGGGGGCCGUGCUGCCAGGCUGCGAGUACCUGGGCGAGGGUUACCUCGAUGGCCAGGAGUUCCCAGACCCCCAGGACGCCUGCGGCCGCUGCGUCUGCCUCCGCGGCUUCGUCACCUGCACCAAGAUGCCCUGCGACCCACCAGGCUGUCGCCACCCCACCAGUCCCCCCGGCCAGUGCUGCCCCGUGUGCCAGGGCUGCCACUUCCAGGGCCAGGACCUUGCGGACGGAGAGACCUUCCCGGCCCCCGGCAGGCGCUGCGAGCAGUGUCGCUGCCUGCAGGGAGAGGUGUCCUGCGGGCCCCUGCCCUGCCCUGGGGUGACGUGCCCCCACCCGGCCGUGGGCCCCUGCGACUGCCCCAUGUGUGACGGCUGCAGCUUCCACGGGCGAGCGUACAGCAACGGAGAGCGCUUCCCCGACCCCCAUGACGCCUGCCGCCUCUGCUCCUGCCUGGAUGGCAGCGUGACGUGUGUGCCCGCUCCGUGCUCCCCCGCCCCCUGCCGGAACCCUGUCACCCUGCCCGGCCAGUGCUGCCCCCAGUGCUCCGGCGCCUGCCGCUAUCAGGGCCACCUCUACGAGAGCGGGACCACCUUCCGCCCCCCGGCGGGGGACCCCUGCUCCACCUGCACCUGCCUGAACGAAGCAGUGACGUGCCAGCGCGAGCCCUGCCUGCAGCAAUGCACCCACCCCGUGCCGCCCGCCGCCCCCUCCUGCUGCCCCGACUGCAACCGCUGCCUCUUCGAGGGCCAGGAGCUCGCCAGCCGCCAGGCCGUCACCCCGCCCUCGGACCCCUGCCAGCGCUGCCGCUGCCUGCAUGGCAACGUGCUCUGCACCCCCGUCCUGUGCCCCCAGGCCGCCUGUGCCAGCCCCGUCCGGCGCCCGGGCCACUGCUGCCCUGAGUGUCCAGUGUGCCGGCACGGGGGGCAGGAGUAUCCCGAGGGCUCGCACUGGCCAUCCCCGACGGACCCCUGCCAGCGGUGCUCCUGCGUGGGCAGGGACGUGCUCUGCGUGAAGGCCCCGUGCCCCCCGCUGACGUGCACCCACCAGGUGAUAGAGCCCGGGGACUGCUGCCCCCGCUGCAAAGGCUGCAUGUAUGACGGGCAGGAGCACGCCAACGGCACCAGCUGGUUCUCCUCCCCCUGCGUGUCCUGCCUGUGCACCCACGGCAUCGCCACCUGCGCCCAGAUCCGCUGCCUCGGCUCCUGCCUCCGCCCCGUCCAGGUGCCCGGGGAAUGCUGCCCACUGUGCGCAGACUGUGUGUUCGAGGGCCGGCCGUACAACCCUGGGGAGAGCUUCCAGCCGUCGCUGGACCCCUGCGAGAUCUGCACCUGUGAGCUGCUGGCGGCCGGGGGGCCGCACGUGCGCUGCUACCGCAGACAGUGCCCCAGCCUGGUGGGCUGCCCCAGGAGCCAGAUCCAGCCGCCCGGGCCGCACCACUGCUGCCCCACCUGUGCCCAGGCCUUGAGUAACUGCACGGCCGAGCUGGCCGGGAACGAGAUCCAGGCGGCCGACGACCCCUGUUACACCUGCCAGUGCAAGGAUCUCACCUGGGUGUGUGCGCGCCAGGGCUGUCCGCAGCUCAGCUGCCCCCUCGCCGAGCAGUUCACCCCCCAGGGCACCUGCUGCCCCAUCUGCGACGAGUGCGUGAUAGAGACUGGAGGGCGCCGGGUGUCGGACGGUGAGUGCUGGACGGACAGCGAGGGCGACUGCGUCAGCUGCACCUGUAAUCGGGGCCACGUGGAGUGCCACAUCGCAGAGUGCGAGCCCGUGGAGUGCCAGGGCGGCCUGCGGAAGGUGCAGAUGCCCGGCUCCUGCUGCUACGAGUGCCAAGACCCGGACGGCUCCUGCUCCUACCAGGGCCAGCGGUACCAGGCCAGCGAGCACUGGCAGGUGGACACUUGCACCGCCUGCACCUGCGUCUCUGGGGAGGUGCACUGCCGGAGCCAGCGCUGCCCCCCGGCCGCCUGCGCCGCGGAUGAGACGCCCGCGCUAAUGCCAGGCAUGUGCUGCCCUCACUGCCUGCCCCGCCCCGCCACCUGCCUGGCCUUCGGCGACCCACACUACCGCACCUUCGACGGGCGGCUGCUGCACUUCCAGGGCACCUGCACCUACGUCCUGGCCCAGGACUGCCAGGGGGGGGACUUCAGCAUCCACGUGACCAAUGACGACAGGGGGCGCCCGGGCGUGGCCUGGACCAAGGAGGUGACAGUGCGAGUCGGGGACGUCGUGGUGCAGCUGCUGCAGGACUGGCUGGUCAGGGUGGACGGCCAGGUGGUGACCCUGCCCUUCCUCAAGGAGCCCCACCUCUAUGUCGAACGCCAAACCAACACCGUCCUGCUCAACACCAACAUCGGGGUGAAGGUCCUGUGGAGCGGGCGCUCGCAACUGGAGGUCAGCGUGCCCGGCACCUACAAGGGGCACACGUGCGGCCUGUGCGGCGACUUCAACGGCCACCCACAGGACGAUGCCCGCCUGCGCUCGGGGCAGCUGGCCCGCGCCGAGGCAGCCUUCGGCAACAGCUGGAGGGUGCCGAGCGGGAACGGCACGGGCGGGCCGUGUGCCGACGGGCGGGAUGUGGAUCCCUGCAAGGAGGCCGGCUACCGUGCCCGCAAGGAGGCCAACGCCCGCUGCAAGGUGCUGAAGUCGGGGGCAUUCGAGCCCUGCCACCCCCUGGUGCCCCCGGAGCCCUUCUUCGCCGCCUGCGUCUACGACCUGUGCGCCUGCGGGGCCGGCGCCGACCAGUGCCUGUGUGACGCGCUGGAGGCCUACGCUGCCCUGUGCCGCCGGGCCGGGCUGGCUCUGCGCUGGCGCUCGCCCACGCUCUGUGCCGUCGGCUGCCCCCAGGACCGGGGCUACGUGUUCGACGAGUGCGGCCCGCCCUGCCCCAAGACGUGUUACAACAAGGACGCACCGCUGGGGGCCAUCGAGUCGCGCUGCUUCACGCCCUGCGUGCCCGGGUGCCAGUGCCCCGCCGGGCGGGUGGAGCAUGAGGCCCACUGCGUCCUCCCCGAGGCCUGUCCCCAGGUCGUCUACGGCAGCCUCUGA
Emys orbicularis (European pond turtle) is the source of this 6138-nucleotide messenger RNA. RefSeq names its product kielin cysteine rich BMP regulator (gene KCP). Bases 1 to 6138 code for a protein of 2045 amino acids. Gene Ontology annotation, cellular component: extracellular region. The record is from RefSeq and is a predicted model, not a curated record. NCBI's taxonomy places the organism in Eukaryota, Metazoa, Chordata, Testudines, Emydidae. The transcript is spliced from 43 exons. Gene Ontology annotation, molecular function: protein binding. Gene Ontology annotation, biological process: positive regulation of BMP signaling pathway.